Heterocephalus glaber (naked mole-rat) is the source of this 2619-nucleotide messenger RNA. It is a transcript of the gene Cyth4, whose product is annotated as cytohesin 4. Gene Ontology annotation, molecular function: guanyl-nucleotide exchange factor activity. Gene Ontology annotation, biological process: regulation of ARF protein signal transduction. Lineage: Eukaryota; Metazoa; Chordata; Mammalia; Rodentia; Bathyergidae. The record is from RefSeq and is a predicted model, not a curated record.
AAAAACUCAGUGCUUUUAGGAAGUGCAGCGGCAUCAGAAGGCUGCACAGACCCCAGCAGCCUGGAUUUACUUCCUCCCCACGAGGACUAGGCAGGCAGGGCAGGCAGGAAGGGCCUGUCACCAGCAAGGUGACACAUUCCUGCCCAGCCAGCCCAAGCAGCAGCUAGGCCAGCAGACAAGGGGCACAGCCACUGCUCCCCCAGGGCUUCGGAAUGGACCUGUGCCACCCAGAGUCUGCCGAGCUGAGCAGCAGGGAGACAGAGGAACUGCAGAGGAUCAAAUGGCACCGGAAGCAGCUGCUGGAGGACAUCCAGAAGCUGAAGGACGAGAUCGCAGAGGUGUUUGCCCAGAUCGACUGCUUCGAGAGGGCGGAGGACAGCCGGAUGGCACAGAAAGAGAAGGAGCUGUGCAUCGGGCGCAAGAAGUUCAACAUGGACCCCGUGAAGGGCAUCCAGUAUCUCACAGAGCACAAGCUGCUGCCGCCCUGCGCCCAGGACAUUGCCCAGUUCCUGUACAAGGGCGAGGGCCUCAACAAGACGGCCAUCGGCACCUACCUGGGGGAGAGGGACCCCCUCAACCUGCAAGUCCUCCAGGCCUUCGUGGACUGCCACGAGUUCACCAACCUCAACCUCGUCCAGGCUCUCAGGCAGUUCCUGUGGAGCUUCCGGCUGCCAGGUGAGGCCCAGAAGAUUGACCGCAUGAUGGAGGCCUUCGCCGCCCGCUACUCCCUCUGCAACCCAGGCGUCUUCCAGUCCACAGACACCUGCUACGUGCUGUCCUUCUCCAUCAUCAUGCUCAACACCAGCCUCCACAAUCCCAACGUGCGCGACCGGCCGCCCUUUGAGCGCUUCGUGUCCAUGAACCGGGGCAUCAACGAUGGCGGGGACCUGCCCCAGGAGCAGCUGCGGAACCUCUUCGACAGCAUCAAGAGUGAGCCCUUCUCCAUCCCUGAGGACGAUGGCAGUGACCUCACUUACACCUUCUUCAAUCCAGACCGAGAAGGCUGGCUGCUCAAGCUGGGGGGCCGUGUGAAGACCUGGAAGCGGCGCUGGUUCAUCCUCACUGACAACUGCCUCUACUACUUCGAGUUCACCACUGACAAGGAGCCACGGGGAAUCAUCCCCCUGGAGAACCUCUCUGUGCAGAAGGUGGACGACCCCAAGAAGCCAUUCUGCCUGGAGCUCUACAACCCCCGCUGCCGAGGCCAGAGGAUCAAGGCCUGCAAGACAGAUGGUGACGGCAGGGUGGUGGAGGGUAAGCACGGGUCCUACCGGAUCUCAGCGGCCAGCACUGAGGAGCGUGACCAGUGGAUCGAAGCCAUUCAGGCCAGCAUCACCCGCGUCCCCUUCUACGACCUGGUCUCUGCCCGGAAGAAGAAGAUUGCCAGCAAGCAGUGAGCUGCCAGGGAGGUGGCGUGGGGAGGCCCCUCCCACCUUUCCUGGCCAAAGACCCCCAGUCGCCCGGAGAAGACUAUGGGGGAGGCAGAGCUCUAGGGCCAGGUGGGAACCCCAGAGGGUGCAGAACCCAUCUUGAGGUCCUGGCACCCAGCGGCCCUGCCCCCUGUCCCCCGUGAUACAGAAGAGGCGAGGAGCGGAGGGUGAGACCCCAGAACUGCAUCAUCUCUCAGGGCUCUUUGCCCUCAGAUGCCAUCAGCCCCCAAAGGGGCAGGCCCUGGGGUUCCUGGGGGCUCCGUGCCCUCAGCCAGGCUGCCCCCUGCUCAGGGUGUCUCUGUGAGCCCCCCAUCCUCAGUUUGGGCUCGGCUCCACCUGUUGGAGCAGAGCUCAGCACAUUUGUGGCCCAGCCCCAGGGCCAGGACACUGGGGACAAAAGGAGCCCCAGCCCCAGCCUCAGACUCUCUGGCCGCUGUGCAGAAGCAGUGGUGAGCCGAGGGACCCAGGGCUCAGGCCUGGGUGGACAGCCUCGCCAGGGACUUCCCUGCUGGACUGUGGCCAGCGAGCCAGCUCCCAGCACCCAGGAUCCCGGCCUUCUGCAGCCACGUCACAGAGGCGCUGCAUCCUGGUACCGAAGGCGACUCUGGCUCUGGGAGGCCCCACUUCUCAGAAGAAUGUCUCACACCCUCGCUCAGGCCCAGGGAGCCCCCAGAGGGAGACUGCUUGGCUGGGCAACAGGAAAUGCCUCUGCCCCCUGCCAGGCUGAGUGGGUGAGUGUAGCAGGCAGACUCCCCAGGGGGAACCGCAGGUCGCCAGGCAACCGCCCUCCUUCCCGCCCCCACACAAGCACGCUUCACAAGGUCAGGAUGGCGUCGCCACCUGUGAAGGGGUGAGACCCCUGUCCUCGAGGGUGUGCGAGCACCUGGUAGCCAUAUUGCUCUGGAUGAGGCCUUGCAGAACAUUUGGGGAUGUGAGCUGAGCCCACCUCAGCUGCCCCGUUUGGCCCAUGAAUGGGCACCGGAGGUCGUGGAAGGAGCACUGGGCUGGAGAUUGGGCCUUCUGAGGUCCUCUCUUGUCCCUGGCACACAUGGGCUGUGUGCCCUUAGUCCACUGCCUCCCGUCUCUGGUCCUCAGCUUCCUCCCCAUCCUUGAUGGCGUAGGACCAACCUGCGCAGCUGUUCUGCGAUUCACUCAGAAGUCAGAAUAAAGCAAGUGGUCCAACUCGUGA